AAUAAUCUCGUUAUGCUUGAACUCGCUGACUCGCGUAAAAGAGGCUUCGGUCUUUCUCGCUUUUUUUUUUUGAAUUGGCACGAGACGCGACCGCGCCUCUUGAUGGUAAUAAUCUCUAAUUACACUAUGCUUUAAAUAUAUGUUUAAAAUCACGAUUUAUUUGCCCAAUAUCCUUUCUGUCGUGUCUAUGUUGAGGUAAAAAAUAUUUAAUUUUAUAACAUAUAAUUAUUUACAUGUAUAAAACGAUGAUAUUAAUUUUUUAUUACAUAAAUUUUCGUACGUUUGUUUGAAAGUAUUGCAAUUAUUAAAUUUUGACACAAAAAUCUUCGAACGAUGUCAACUUGUCGCUUUAGUGCACAUAAUACGUUAAGUAAAUUUGAAGCCGAAAGCGACCUAGAAUAAUGCACGAAUCUGAAUAGUUUUUGACUUGAGAAUUCAAUUUAUUGAUUCGACCGGAAAAAUUACGAGCUGCUGAUCGGAAAAAUUUCUCAAAAUGUCGCGACGAAGAAAUUUCCAUUCAAUUCGAUUCUUUGGAAGAUAAUUAAAUUAAUUUAAGAAUCAUACAUAAAAGAAAGAAAACGUACAUAGAAGAAAGCGACGUACUGUGACAGGUUGCGAAUCGAAUUCACAUAUUUUACAUACACAAAUUUUAAAUUUGUAUAAUUUAUAUAAUUCGUAUAAAUAUAAUUCGUAUUAAUAUCAUAUACUUGUGUUUGUAUAAAUAUCAGAUAAGUGCAUUUGACCGCUUUUACUAAGAUAUAAUUUUUUGGCUAUCGACAGUUACGCGAAUUUCAAAAAUUAUCACUCACGGAAAAUAUCGAACACGACAUGCACUGAAAAACUUUCUUCUAACAGACGUAAAUGUGUAGAAGUACAAUAGUUACUAGAGAAGGGGGGGGGGGUAAAUCGGACCCUAUUCCAAAUCGGAUCGUUUUAAUUUAAAUGAAUACGGUUAAGCAGAUUUGUGUGCCAUUUAUAAUGUAAAGUCCUUAUAAAACACCGAACAUGUGAUAGCAGUUUGACAGUUUUCUGUCACAUCAUUUACAGAAUAUAGACGCGAAUAUGUAUUUUCAACCAUCGUGCGAAAAUUAAAAAAAAAAAGAAAAUCCUUGUAAAUCAUUAUUUAAAAGGUGUUAAAAAUUUGAAAGAUAAUUGAUUUAAGAUAAUUAAAGAGUGUAGAAUUAAAAAUAUCAAUUAUUUUGUGAUCUCUUUUUCGAUUUAUUGUAAAAAUUGUUUCAAAGUUCGAAAGGACUUGUGUCCAAAUCGGACUUUUACGUCGGAAUUGCAAUCCGUUUGUAGCACUAGUAAUCGGCCGACCAAAUCUGGUCCUAGAAAUGUUAAAUUAGUAAAGUGUUAUGAGUCAUCAGACUUGGAAUAAUUAAAUUUUAUUAAUUUCAACUCUAAUUAUAUAAUAACGCCUUACAGAGAGCAAAAACUGCAGCUAGGUCUGAUUUACCCCACUCUCCCCUAUCCGUUAUUUCAUUUCGUCUAAACGAUGAGAAGACUUUUCUGAAUAUUCUUGAUUCUACAGAAAUAUCUUUGUGAAGUUUAUUUAACUCAAUUUUGUACUUGUAUAUAUUACUUAUAGUUAUAAAUCUUUAAAUUUUGUAAUUUUUUUACAAUUUUAUGCGCGACCUUAAAUCUUCUCAUCCUUUGUGUGAUACAUUAAACCCUAGUGAGUUUAAUUGUUGCAAAACCAUCGUGUAAUAUCGAUAUCGUGAAUGAUUGCUUCCCUCUUAAUCUAAAGUUAAUACUUUAGUACGUUAUAGUUCUUGUCUCACUGAUUAAAAGUCUAUUUAAGCACAAAGCUAAAAAAUAGCUAGUUUUUUGUUAAAGAUAUUUAAAAUAUGGGUGAGGGAAGACUAAUGUGUUUUUACUUACUCUAAAUGCACAUUAAUAUUUAAUAUUAAAUAAUAUUACGUUGUAUUGUUAAAUUGGAAGGCAUUGCCGUUAUAAUAAUAUGUUAUGAUUUCUUUUCAGAUGAAUAAAUAAAUAGAUGAAUUCUUUCCAGAAAAUUUAUCUAUAGAAAAAAGUAAAAGAACUUAUGACGGUCAUGUUUUCUUGAUUUAACGGUACAAUGUAAUAUUGUUUAACCGAUUUACCUGAAGAAUACCUGAAUCUUAGGUUAAAAAGUUUCAUAAACAUUUGUCAGUUUGUUGAUCUUUGGGAUUAUUUUUUCUUUUUAUCAUUGGUGACUAUAAGUAACACUACAAAAUAUAAUUACAAAAUUAAGUAAAAGUAUAUAUAUUUUUAUAAAAUAAAAGUAUAUUUGUUUAUGCCAAUAGUCCGUGGGACAGGACAGCCCUCUCGGACUGGGAGGUUCUGGGUGUGUUACGGCGUUUGGGCCUCCCCGGCUGUUAGGGGCACCUUCCAUUCAGUUGAUUUAUUCUAAAUGAAGAAGGCCCCUGUCAUAUUUCUUAGCAUGAAUGGAAACGUACGCGGUGGCACAUUGUUCCAUGUUCUUUGGAGAUGAAUGAGGACUGACGUAUCUCAGCUAAAUCCUCGAUGGUCGUAUUUAGCUUCCGGGAUGUCGCCCCGCUCAGGGGGCGGGAUGUCGGUGGUCGUGCGAUCCCAAGCUCAUCUUCCAACUCAGUAAGUUGGUUACGCUCGAUAGCUCGCGCUUCUUAACACGGGAGUGGCGUAUGAUUCAAAGUCUGGCAUCAUGCCAGCUAUUCCUGAUUGGCCGAGGUGGCUUGAGGGAGUUUUAAUGGAUAGACGUUGCCAAAGCUCGCGGCUGCCAUUAGCAUCGUUAGUUGCACUCUUUCAUAAAUCACAAAGGUCUAACUAGUCCCAAGUCUGGAAGAUUUUCUCCUUCAGGAUAUCUUUUAAAAUCUAUUACUUAAUACUUCAAGUGAUUUGGUUAAAUAAUAUUACAUUAUAACGUUAAAUCAGGAAACAUGACUGUCAUGAGUUCUUUUGUUUUUUUUUCUUGUGUUUGAUUACUCAUUACAGUUCUUUCCUUUAGUAUAGUUGAUGAAUUUUCUGGAAAACUUGUGCUUAUGUUACUUGAUUUCACGAUGCAAUCUAAUAUUAUUUAAUAUGCAAUAAUAUUAGUAAUUAUUUUUUACUAAUAUGCAAUAAUGUUAGUGGUAUGCUAGUAUUUAGCUUUUAAAGCUAAAUAGUAGCGUACUUCUCCCUUCUCAUUUUUCUAACAUAUACACACAUGCACGGGUAAAAAGACAUAUAUAAAAUAUUUUCAUGUGUACAUAUAAAAAAAAACUAGCCAUUUUUGAGCUUGUGUUUGAAUGAAUUUCACCAAAGGCCAAGAAUUCUUGGUUUUGUGUGGGGUCCUUUAUUGAAACGAUUGAAAAGGGAACAAUUAUUUAUGAUACUACAUGAUGGGCUUUGCAAGCGCAACAACAAAUAAACUUAUCAGGAUUCAAAGUGUCACAUGAAUGGAUGAGAAGAUUUUGCUAUUGUACGAAUAAUACUAAUAAUUAUAAUCAGAACAGAGAUUUCUACGGCGAAUUCUGUAUUUGGUCGAAUAAAUGGCUUGUUAUACAAUUUGAAAUUUGAAUUCUACGGUGUAUUCCGUAUUUGAUCCGAUAAAUUUGACGCAAUCAUAAUCGAAAUGAAAUUUUUAUCGUUAAUACUGUAUGUGGCAUCGCGUUACCAGAUUGUUCGCCUUAUAUUUUCCACUUUUUCCACCGUUAAUGUGAAAUGAAUUAUGAACUGUACCUCUCUUUGCUCAUCGUUGACCUUGCAUCACUCGUGAAAAUGUUGUUUAUUUAUACUUGGUUUUGAUUCACCAUGCAUCAAUUCAUUGAAUGGGUUCUAACUUUUUCUCCUCUUCGAGGAAUCUUUUUGAAAUGACGUCUUUGGUGUCAUCGUCGUCUUCCCCAUACGACGAUAUAUCGCGUAAUUUACUAACCGUACAUCGAAAUUAAUUCGCGUGUAUUACUUUUCGUAGCUUGCAAGUUCGUAAGUUUUCUUUUUUUUAAUUUAAUCUCUUCGCGUUUCCACCGCAUUCGAAACCGUUCAUAUGUCUCGACUUUGUUGUUUCGAUCGUGUCUAGCAAUCGGAUUAAAUAUCGUCUUUCUUUGACCGUCGUUGGUCUUAUUUCACGCGCUAUGUCCGCGCUAAAAUGGUUUUUUAAUAGAACAAUUUCAUCAUCUUGGAUCAUCGGUGGAUCAAGCGUUUUUGCCCGUUGAUAAACGUACACCGCGUAUUGGGCCAUCGACUGGAAUUUAUCCGGCUCGUAUCGUCCGGUAUAAAGAUUUUGUUGGAAUUGCGUUUAAAAGUCUUAGCUCCAAUAGUUUUCGACGGAUGCAUAUUUUGCGGUCUCGAUGUCCGGUGGACUGAUUAUUAUCAAUCAUUCCGCCACUCGUCCCUUCAACACUCUGUUGAAUUGAUUGAGUUGGCGAAGAUUUUAAACAUUACAAAAUUUAUAACAAGAAAAGCAUUAUGUUGAUAUAAUUGUUAAAAGUAAACACUUUAAUUAUUAUUAGAUGUUUGGAAUGUUUAAUCAUAAGGAGUAUUAAAUUUAAAUUUAUGAAAUUUAAAGCAAUGAGGAUAAACUCCUGCUAGUUUUUCUUCGAUUGCAAUGUCUAAUCAAAACCUGAAAAGAAUAAUUUUAUAUUGAAAUUUAUGCAGUAUCUAGUACAAUCCCAUAAGUAUUGCAUUGAAGCUUGUAGCAAUAUUUUUACAGCAGUGCAACAUUGCAUAUUACAAAGAUAUUUGGCUUUGAGUGACCCGGGCAGCGAGCCAUUCCUUCCCUUUGAGGUGCAUUCCAAAAUCGUAGGAAAGUGUGUUUGCAGAGAAAAAAAGGAGACGAAAAUAAACUGCGCGACGGACGAAUUGAAUCGUAGAAUUGGGUUUUUGAACGUAAUUUUUUUUUUUAAUAUUUAGAAAGUUUAUAUGCAUAUGUUUUAUAGAAAAAAAGUGCUUUUUUUUCGUAAUAUUAACGGAGAUGUAGAUUUUAUAAAAUAUUACUUUAAACUCAUAGCCGAUGACGCGCCGAUCACGCCCGAAGUUACCCGAGCCGUCUGUGACGUCACAAUGUUACAUACUGUAUACGAUAUCUGUUGAGAUUUUGAGUUUUUAAUAGAAAUGGCAACAAUUAAAACGUAUAGAACGUGUUUCGUCCCUCUCUGUGGUAGUACAACAAAAAGUACACCAAAUAAAGUGUUCGCGACAGUGCCACAAGACGUGAACCUUCGUAAAAAAUGGUUUAAUGCCGUUCGGAGAGAUAACCUAAAAAACAGCAAAUCGAACUUCUUUUGCUGUGAAGACCAUUUCAAUCUGCGAGAGGAUAUGGAAAAUUAUCAGUAUCACAUGAUGAUGGGAGGUCCAGUAAAAAUUAAAAAAAACGUUAUUCCACAUAAAUUCGAAUGCCAGCCCGACCGUAAACGUAGAACAUGCUCAACUCCACGUAUAGUAGCAGAAAAACGACAAAGACGAGCGGAAAUAAACGAGAUCCUUACAGAAACAUUCGAGUCUUCUUCGACAAAUGCUGCAGAUGCAUCGGAACAGAAUAUAAGGGAUUUCAAUAUAACUGCUGCCCUAAAUAAGCCUGCGAUAAAUGAACUCGGUCUCAAAUCUCGAGCUGAACAAACUUUCACUGUGUGUGAAAUACAAGAAGUAGCGGAUACAAGAAGAGACGUCGGAAUACAGACUUCCAUGAUGCAGCACAGUGUUGGCGUACAGGUCAAGAUUCGACCACAUUAUCGUAGCGUUUAUACAACGUGCAACAUUCCAGUAUCGACUGUCAAUGAAUGUUGUUCCCCGAUUAAAUUACCCAUUUGUACGAAUGUUGCAACUUCUCCGACAAAACCUAUUAUUUCUAAGAUGUCCUAUGCAAAUGACACCAUAUCGACAAGCACUACAACUACAUCGAUAGAUAUAAGUAGUUCUCAUGAUUAUUAUAUGUUUAGCGACCAAACGAGUCUCGAUAAUCCUAGUAGCCCAAAUAAAUAUAAACGUGACAUAUUAAAUGUAACAAACUAUUUCAUAAGUACCAACAUGAAAGCGUACCUAGGGAUUCCAAACGAAUGGAAAUCACUGUUGCAUCUUUUGAGCACGAAAGGUAAUGUAAGUAUCCAAAAUAUACAGUUAUGUUUAAUGAAGAUCAGAAGACAAGAUACGUUAGAACGACUGGCUGAACAAUUCUGUAUGAGUCCUAGUAAUGCAAGUAUAGUUUUCAACAAAACUGUUCCAAUACUCAGUCACUUACUAAAAACUUUGAUUUUCUUCCCAAAUCCUGACUUAGUUAAAAAAACUUUGCCUAUUCCUUUUCGGAGCUCGUACAAUCAUGUCCAGUCCAUAGUAGAUGCUCUGGAAAUACAAAUCGAAAAACCGAUCCCGUAAAUCAAGCCUUGACUUGGUCUGAAUAUAAAAAAUGUAACACGAUAAAGUAUUUGAUAUCUUGUGGACCGGAUGGCUUUAUCAAUUUCAUUUCUACUGGAUAUGGAGGUAGAAUAUCAGAUGUAUUAUUGUUUGAGAAGUGUGGUAUACUAGAUCAGCUUCCUGAAAAAUGUGCUGUUAUGGCGGAUCGAGGUUUUAAAAAUAUUAAAUCUUUAUUAGCAGAAAAACAUUGCAAGUUAAUAAAACCACCAAGCGUAUCGUCUACACAUAAACCUACGAAAUCUGAGGUUUUGGAAACCAAGCGCAUUGCUAGCUUACGGAUCCACGUAGAACGUGUCAUUGGGAGAUUGCGUGAAUUCGAUUUUCUAAAGCCACAUGCUGUUAUAAACCAUAGUAUGUUAUCUUACACUGAUGACAUUAUCGUGAUUGCCUCGGCGUUAAUAAAUUUACAUUCACCAAUAAUAAAAAAAUAGUAUGACAAGUGGGUAAUAAUUCUGAAUAUAUUAUAUAUUUUGUUACAUAUACAGUUUUAUACAUUAAUACCUUACUUCUGUACAGAAGAUAAUAACAAUGGAAAUAUAUUUCUUUCCCAAAA
Molecule: messenger RNA, 6898 nt
Organism: Solenopsis invicta (red fire ant)
Lineage: Eukaryota; Metazoa; Arthropoda; Insecta; Hymenoptera; Formicidae
Exons: 2
Coding region: 5050-6306 (418 amino acids)
Source: RefSeq, a predicted model, not a curated record